Messenger RNA from Protomyces lactucae-debilis, 876 nucleotides. RefSeq names its product transcription elongation factor. Gene Ontology annotation, molecular function: zinc ion binding; nucleic acid binding. NCBI's taxonomy places the organism in Eukaryota, Fungi, Ascomycota, Taphrinomycetes, Taphrinales, Protomycetaceae. The transcript is spliced from 2 exons. Bases 1 to 876 code for a protein of 291 amino acids. Gene Ontology annotation, biological process: transcription antitermination; DNA-templated transcription; transcription elongation by RNA polymerase II. Gene Ontology annotation, cellular component: nucleus. The record is from RefSeq and is a predicted model, not a curated record.
AUGAGCAACAAGGACAUCAUUGAAUCCUCGAGCGCUCUCCUCAAAGCACUCGACAAUCGCAGCUACAAAACAGCCACCGAUAUCCUUGCCACACUACGGACACGCGUCCUUGCUUCUGAUUCAGUGCUACGAGAUACAAAGAUUGGCUUGACGGUGGGUAAGUUGCGCAAGCAUGAAGAUAAGCUUGUUGCAGCAGCAGCGACGGAGCUUGUCAAGAAGUGGAAGAAUGAAGUGACGUCUGCCAAAGCGCCGAGUGGGACGACUGAGACGAGCGCGACAACAGCGACGGGAAAGGAGGACGGAAAAGCGACAGAUGGAAAAAAUGCGGCAGCAUCGACGAAGACGCCGAGAACGGUGGAUACAGACAAAAUCCACUAUGCACUACUCAAUGACGCCGUUCGCAAUAAUUGCGUCAAGCUGGUGUACAAUGGUUUGGCGAUUGACUCGGAUGAACGGCCGGCAGCGAUACUGGAAAAGGCACGCGCUCUGGAAGCGACGGUCUUUGAACAAUUCGAUCGGAAAGCAGAAGCUGGAUACAAACAAAAGAUUCGUUCGUUGUUCCUCAAUCUCAAGGGUAACAACAUCUCACUGAGGCACGACGUACUCGAUGGGACACUCUCUGUGGAGAGGCUAGCAGUCAUGACUGCCGAUGAAAUGGCAUCCGAUGAAGUGAAAGCACGCAACGAAGCACUACAAAAGGCAAACAUCUUCAAUGCAAUGGCAGCAACCGCGCAAGUAGCGAGUACAGACAUGUUUCAAUGUGGCAAGUGUAAGAAGCGCGAAUGCACAUACUACCAGAUGCAAACACGUUCUGCUGAUGAGCCGAUGACGACGUUUGUGUCGUGUACAUUCUGUGGCAAUAAGUUCAAAUUUUGA